CGGUAUCCGCCCUCCGCGGUUAUAUAAGGGAGUCGCGUCCCCGAACAUUCGCGUCCGUACCGCCGUUAGCGAAGCAUGGCGGAAGAUCACGGCGGCCCCUUCAGCAUCCGACGACUCAUCAGCGACGAUACCAAGUCCACGAGCGCGACAACGGGAGCGCCCGCGACUUCGACGAGCGCUUCGAGUCGCGAGAAGCCGCCGUUCAGUUACAACGCCCUCAUCAUGAUGGCCAUCCGCCAGAGCCCCGAACGACGGCUCACCCUGAACGGCAUCUACGAGUUCAUCAUGGACCGGUUCCCUUACUACCGGGACAACAAGCAGGGCUGGCAGAACUCCAUCCGCCACAACCUGAGCCUCAACAAGUGCUUCGUCAAGGUGCCACGCCACUACGACGACCCGGGCAAGGGCAACUACUGGAUGCUCGAUCCGAGCAGCGACGACGUCUUCAUCGGCGGCAGCACGGGCAAGCUACGCAGGCGGUCGGCCGCGCGGGGCAGCCGCCUGCAACUGCACGCUGCUGCGGCAGCCGCCCUCAAGCAACACCAGCACAGGGCUUCCCUGCACGCUGCCAUUCAGCCGCAUCACCUGGCAACCGCAGCGUGGCCUUCAUCAUGGCUUCUACGAUGUCAGCUGGCCGCUGCGGCCGCCGGUCUUCUCCUGUGGCCACCACCUCCAUCAGCGGCAGCCGGAUGCUGUGGAUUGCCCGUGACCGCCGCUGCUCACCAUCACUCCGCGUCGCUUCCCAUUCCCGUGGCGUCAACUUCGUCCCCGGUGCAAAACCCCUCUUCAUCUACAACGUCCCUGGCACCGUUGUACAGGCCCGUGGCUGUACUCAGCAGGCACAGCUAAUGCGUGGGACCGAGCCCUCUUGCGGGAGAGACGACUGGUUUUGUAGGUUGUGAUAACAAGCGUGAUCCAUCCCUACAGUGCACUCCGAGGGAAAGGGAGUUCUCCCCUCCGCGUUGCUUCCGAAAGCAAGAUCAAAGGCACCGACCGACACCCCGUCGGCGAUUGAAGAAAGGGAGCGCUUUUCGCGCGGUUGACAAUGGCCACCGCCCAGGUGACGACUCCAUUCGGCGAUCGCCUUUUCUUCGAGCGCGUGGACCGCGUGCAAACGCGCCGCUUGUCAAGAGCUCCGCGGCACCGAAGAAAGGGACGAAAAGAGGCGGAGGCCGCCCUGUCACCGCAGCAUCGGCCACAAACAGUGUGUGUACACGGUGGGGACAACACGGGGCCAACAAGCCGAAACAAGCCAAAGCCGACAUGCGCGCUCCCUUUUACCAGCCCGCCGCCCCUCGAUCGGAUGCGGGGAUCGAGAACCCCGAUGCACGUGCGUCUGUUGCUGGUCGAUUCGGCGCUUGACUGCGCCUGUUGCGUGUCAAAACACGUGUUCCUCUUUUUUUUUUUUUUUUCCUUUUCUGUUUGAGCUGACUUGACUCUGCCAAAGGUGCGGUUCUUUUUGUUUCGUUUGUGGCUUGUACGUGUACGUGACAUAGCUUAUGUAUAGAUGAAUGUGUAGAUAUCUCCCCUCCGUCCCCGAUACGCGAUAUACGCGUUAUAUGUGACAAAAGGUUUCACACACCACUGACGCGCUUUACGCUGUCGGGCUGAAAGAAAAAAAAAUCUUGCUCGUCUGUUGCGGCAGUGAGCCGCACGAAGUCGGUGAACAAGAAACUGCAUUGUGCAUAUAUAAUGGACCGUGUCUCAGACAUCCGCGGAUUGUUACAUCUGUGCGUUUUGGACCGGGCGGUGAAAAGCUCGUUCACGUAUAUAUGCUGGCUUAGUAUUUGAUGCGUGUUUCGCAGUUAGGGAUCUCCCCACGAGUUAUGCAUAUGCACAAGCAAAUAAUAAUAAUAAAUAAUAGAGAAAUAACCUGCGCUGUUGACAUGCUUUGUGAAAGCUGCCAAGACCGCCGCUGCCAUUGGGAUGGGAGCACCGUCUGUUCGUUAUACGAGGCCAAUUAAGUCCAGACCUGCUGUUCGCUUGCAUGUGAACAACGGCCACGUGCGGUCCCGUUUUACGCGCACUUCAUGCCUGUCAACUUUUCGCACGUCCUAAAUUUUGCGACAAAGUCCCCUGAACCGAGCCGUUACUGUGCGCUGCGUCGGAAGAAUGACAGUUAUAACAAUAAGAGGCAGGAAUAGAGCAGAGUGGAUUAGAGAACAAACAGGGGUAUAUGCGAAAUUAUGCAGCUCACAUGGAAAAAGUGGACCUUGGCAGGACACGUAAUGCGAAGGAUAGAUACACGAUGGUCGUGACUUGGAGCGACGAUACCAAGAGAUGGGAAACGUAUACCCGCGGAUAGCAGAGGGUCAGACGGAGUGACAAAAUCCAGGAGUUCGCAGGCAUAGAACCAGCUCGCACGAGACUGCGCAAAUUGGAGGUCAUUGGCAGAGGCCUUCGUCUUGCAGUGGUCAUAAAAUAGGCCGACAAUAAUGGUGAUUACGUGGCAGCAACGCUGGUCGACAGUGCAGUCGUGAACAAUAUGAGAUUGAAAUUACCUUUUUGUAGGCCAUUGCGGCUAAACGCAGUUGACAAGCACAAAAGUGUUCAGAACACUAAAUACUCAAGCGAAAAGGUAUCGCGUGUAAUUCUAUACGUCACAUUCACAUCGGUACCUUACAAGUAAUCGUUGAUUAAACACGAAUGUGCCUUCUCAUAUUGCUCACGACUGUGUACUGUGCCGCCUGUAUACGUACACGUUAAACUGCUUGCAUGGAUGUCGUCUAAGGGGGGCUAAAAGCGGACAACGCCUGUCUUUCUAUAACAGUCGUGCAAUAUGGGUCCUCGUUUCAUUAAGGAAGACCUUGGACAGGAACAAGUGAAUCCGCUUUCGACAUGUGUAGGCCGGCUGUACUUUAAAACUAAAACCAAAUUUCUCGCUUUCUGUGUACGUGGCCAAUUUCGUGUUUAUGCGGUUGAUCAAUGUCUCAGCUUACGAACCUUUCCUCAUCGCUUUGGUGGAGAAAAAAUUCGAGGGCCCGAAUCUACGUCAAGUGGGAAUUGCGACUUUUUGUUCGGGCUUUCCUCCAUUCUUAUGGAAAUAAACUGAAAAUUUAAAUUGAAAUUGAAACCACUUUGUAGUUACAAAUUUAUGUGAAGCGCCGAAAAGAAACUCAGCCUUAAUUGUGCACCUCGUUUUUGUUAACCGUGAGGUUUGCUGCAAAAACUAUACCACUGGCAAUCAAAUACAAAGCCCCUCAGCCAGAAUAUUUAGUAUAUAGUAAAUGAAUUUACGUAACCGUGCAUUGCGUACGUCUGCAGCUUCUAAUCGCUUUGUGGAGUUUCAAAAUCGAUCAUUUUCAACCAAAUUCAGUGGUACAUAAAUUCAACAGUACCUACACAAUAUUUAUGCAGAUACGCAUAAACUUAGCGUUUUGGUGCCCCUAUAAAAAUGUGAUUUCCUGGAAGGUUAGAUAAGGCGUAAUAUCGCCAGAACGUCUGACUUCACGAAGAUUAGAUAAAUCUGUAUGUGUGUACCAUGAGUCCUCUGCAUAUAUGAGUGAUUGCAGCGAUCCUUCUGAUAACGCUUUUGUAUGAAACUGUGAUGUAAAGCCCCCUUCUUUUCCACCCACAAGAAUCAUGAAACCCGAUACGAAGACGCAAACAGUCUUCGCCUGUACAUAGACUAGAUCUCUAUACUAUCUAU
Messenger RNA from Rhipicephalus sanguineus (brown dog tick), 3649 nucleotides. RefSeq names its product fork head domain transcription factor slp2. Gene Ontology annotation, biological process: regulation of transcription by RNA polymerase II. Gene Ontology annotation, molecular function: sequence-specific double-stranded DNA binding; DNA-binding transcription factor activity. The record is from RefSeq and is a predicted model, not a curated record. NCBI's taxonomy places the organism in Eukaryota, Metazoa, Arthropoda, Arachnida, Ixodida, Ixodidae. Gene Ontology annotation, cellular component: nucleus. The transcript has a single exon. Bases 76 to 849 code for a protein of 257 amino acids.